CUGCUAACAUUAUGCCUAACCUUAACGUAAGACCAAAAAGCACAUUUGUGUUUUCUUGAAGCUUUACGGUAUAGACUUUGUGGCAGUGCAAUCGAGUGGAAACCCCACUGGUCAGAGGGAGGCAGGGCAAACACCGUGACAAGCAUAGGCAUAACACAGUUAGUUACUUUCCAUCUCUCAUCACCCUAGGUCGAUAUUUGUCAUUCGGAUCUACAGUCGUACAAUAGAAAAUACGCAUUUACCAAGAUGCCUAAGCCACUGACAGACCAGGAGAAGAGAAAGCAGAUAUCGGUGCGAGGGCUUGCAGGAGUGGAAAAUGUUUCAGACCUCAAGACUAAUUUUAACCGCCAUCUCCACUUUACGCUCGUAAAGGACCGAAAUGUGGCGACCAAAAGGGACUACUACUUCGCCUUGGCCAACACCGUGCGCGACCAUCUGGUUGGCCGAUGGAUCAGGACGCAGCAGCACUACUACGAGAAAGACCCCAAGCGUGUGUACUACCUGUCCCUGGAGUUCUACAUGGGGCGUACACUGCAGAAUACCAUGGUGAACCUGGCACUGGAGAAUGCCUGUGAUGAGGCCACCUAUCAGUUGGGUCUGGACAUGGAGGAGCUGCAGGACAUUGAGGAGGAUGCCGGCCUGGGAAAUGGUGGUCUUGGACGGCUCGCUGCCUGCUUCCUAGAUUCCAUGGCGUCUCUCGGGCUGGCAGCUUACGGCUACGGCAUCCGCUAUGAGUUUGGCAUCUUCAACCAGAAAAUAGUCAAUGGCUGGCAGGUGGAGGAGGCUGAUGAUUGGCUGCGCUACGGCAACCCCUGGGAGAAGGCCCGCCCUGAGUACAUGCGACCCGUCCACUUCUAUGGCAGAGUGGAGCACACCCCCGAAGGGGUGAAAUGGGUUGACACACAGGUAGUGUUGGCCCUUCCUUAUGACACCCCGGUCCCUGGCUACAGGAACAACGUUGUGAACACCAUGAGACUAUGGUCCGCCAAGGCCCCGUGUGAUUUCAACCUGAAAGACUUCAAUGUUGGUGGCUACAUUCAGGCUGUGCUGGACAGGAACUUGGCUGAGAACAUCUCCCGUGUCCUCUACCCUAAUGACAACUUCUUCGAGGGCAAGGAGCUUCGUCUGAAGCAGGAGUACUUUGUGGUGGCGGCCACUCUGCAGGACAUUGUCCGUCGCUUCAAGUCCUCAAAGUUUGGCUCCACCGAGGUUGUGCGCGUGGACCUGUCCACCCUACCUGACAAGGUGGCCAUCCAGCUGAACGACACCCACCCUGCCAUGGCCAUCCCUGAGCUGAUGAGGAUCCUGUUGGACACGGAGCACCAGACAUGGGAGAAGGCCUGGGACAUCGUUACGCGUACCUGUGCCUACACCAACCAUACAGUUCUGCCUGAGGCCCUGGAGCGCUGGCCCAUCGACCUGUUCCAAAACCUUCUGCCCAGACACUUGGAGAUCAUCUUCGAGAUCAACCGACGCCACCUGGAGCGCAUUGCUAACCUUUACCCUGGGGACCAUGACCGUCUGCGCCGCAUGUCCCUGGUGGAGGAGGGCGACCAGAAGAAGAUCAACAUGGCCCACCUGUGCAUCGUGGGCUCCCACGCCGUCAACGGAGUGGCCCGCAUCCACUCGGACAUCAUCAAGGCCACUCUGUUCAAGGACUUCUACGAGGUGGACCCCCACAAGUUCCAGAACAAGACCAAUGGCAUCACACCCCGACGCUGGCUGGUCAUGUGCAAUCCUGGACUGGCUGAAGUCAUUGCAGAGAGGAUUGGUGAGGAUUACAUCCGCGAUCUGGACCAACUGAAGAAUUUGCUGGAGUUUGUGGAUGACGACUCUUUGAUUCGGGACAUCGCCAAGAUCAAACAGGAGAACAAGCUUAAGUUUUCUGCCUAUCUCGAGGAGCACUACAAGGUGAAGAUCAACCCCAACUCCAUGUUUGACGUUCAAGUCAAGAGGAUCCACGAGUACAAGAGGCAGCUGCUUAACUGCCUGCACAUCAUCACUCUCUACAACCGCAUCAAGAAGGAGCCCAACAAGAAUUGGACCCCCAGGACUAUCAUGAUUGGAGGAAAGGCUGCCCCUGGUUACCACACUGCUAAGCUGAUCAUCAGGCUGAUCACGGCCAUUGGAGAUAUUGUCAACCACGACGAGGUGGUGGGCGACCGCCUCAAAGUCAUCUUCCUGGAGAACUACAAGGUUACUCUGGCCGAGAAAAUCAUCCCUGCGUCCGAUCUAUCUGAGCAAAUCUCCACAGCUGGCACAGAGGCAUCUGGAACUGGCAACAUGAAGUUCAUGCUGAACGGAGCGCUCACCAUCGGCACAAUGGACGGAGCCAAUGUAGAGAUGGCUGAGGAGGCUGGGGAGGAGAACCUCUUCAUCUUUGGUAUGAGGGUGGAUGACGUGGACGCCAUGGACAAGAGCGGAUAUGAUGCCAUGGAGUACUACAAUCGCAUUCCUGAGCUGAAGCAGGCAAUGGACCAGAUCGCUGGUGGAUACUUCAGCCCCGACCAGCAUGACCUCUUCAAGGACAUUGUCAACAUGCUACUGCAUCAUGACAGAUUCAAGGUGUUCGCUGACUACGAAGCCUACAUCAAAUGUCAGGACAAAGUCAGUGCUCUCUACAAGAACCCCAAAGAAUGGACCAAGAUGGUGAUCCACAACAUCGCCGGUUGUGGUAAAUUCUCUAGCGACCGCACCAUCUCCCAGUACGCUCGGGAGAUCUGGGGCAUGGAGCCCAGCCUGGAAAGGAUCCCUGCCCCAGAUGAUCCUCGCCAAUAAGCCCCAGCCCGAAAACCAGCCUCAGGCUUGUCCACGUUCCCAACCUCUGUUUUUCCCACAGCCCCCAACUUCUGCAUUUACCUCUGGCUAUUCCACAAAAAAAUAAAUGUUAUCUUGAGAAAUGGUUUAGAAACCAGAAAUCUCCCCUAUAACUAGUACCUUUUCAUUGUGUUAUUUUAUUGUGGUCAGUAUUAGUUAUUGAUUGACUAUAGCAACCCCCUGUCCAGCUAUGUGAUGGCCAAUAACCUGAUACCACUUUUAACCUCGACAUUCAGUAUUCAUUUUCAAUGGGCUGAAUCAAAAUCAGUAAUCACCUUCCCCAAUGCAUAGUCGACUGGCUGUGCAACAUCAGUAACACUGUUCACCAUCAUUUAAGACAAUUUGGCCAGAGAAUACACCCUUUAACAGUCAUUGUGGUCAACAAGUAGCUGGAAACCUCAACACUGUUUAAUGGUAUCAAAACCAUGUCUUCCAAGGAUGAGACAAGGGAUAUAACAUUAGAGUGGCUUAUCAUAAUACAGUAUUGAAAAUAUGCACGUUCUUCUCACAUAGACACUGUGAUUCUACACUACAGCUUUGGCCUGCCAAUGACCACCACUUUAUUCAUAUCUGCACCAAAUAACGAAUCCGGUUCAAUGGACUAGGUUGACAUGCUCAUCUUUUGGCUAGGCCCCACACAAUGCUUAUUACUAAAAUACUUUCUGCUAUAAGCUGUGUUUUGUUUAGCAUGAUCCCAUCAGUAUAUCCUCAAAACGUUGUUCCAGUGUCGGAAGUUAUGAUCCAUCAUUUAGUGCAACAAAUUAAGCCUUCUCUCCUCCACCUUCUCUGCCUAAUACCUCAAUGAUUGACUAUAAAGCUGCCUUAACUAAGCUGUGUGUGUAGUUGUACGGCCUAAAGUGAUCCCAUGAACACCUUGUCUGCUCACGUAAGCAGCUAGUUUUUUAUGUUAAAAUAAAUAACAAUUUCUGGUACAAUAGUAUUUUUCAGUGUUUGGAAUUCUUGGACUUAAAGUUAAGAUUAUACUAGUAAUUGAGUGUGUAGGGUUGAUGUAAAUUGCACUUUCCAUUAGUUUAUUAAUGUUUAUCUUCCUUUAGGGAGAGUCUGAAAAGCACUGAAAGCUUCAAACCCUGCAUUCUCUUGUUAAUGUGAAACAACCGUCAAUAAAGGAGACAAAGUUA
Molecule: messenger RNA, 3956 nt
Organism: Salmo salar (Atlantic salmon)
Lineage: Eukaryota; Metazoa; Chordata; Actinopteri; Salmoniformes; Salmonidae
Product: glycogen phosphorylase, muscle form
Biological process (GO): glycogen catabolic process
Cellular component (GO): cytoplasm
Molecular function (GO): pyridoxal phosphate binding; glycogen phosphorylase activity
Source: RefSeq, a predicted model, not a curated record